AUGAAUGAUAGUUUCAAAGUACGCUUUGUUUAAAGCUAUCUUUGUUCUGAGAAUCUGAUAGAUGCAGACCUUAAACCUGUAUGGACUGAUUGUGAUGCUGAAAGUGGAAUUAUCAUAAAACGCUUUUUAGGAGAAACAAAAAUGAAAAGGUACUUUAUUAAAUUCAAUAUAUAUGACAGUCAAAGUUGAGGUAAUGGUGCAAAUGAGCAGGAUGUCGCAAAUGCAGUCCCAUUGCAUCAAAGGGGCGUCACUUAUGUGUCUAUGCAUUGACAGGUAAAGAUCCUUUGUUUUUAGAAGUUCUUACAUUAUCUUUUCCAGUUGUCAUGUUCCCUUCAGUGCAUAAAGAAUCCCAGUAGGAUAAUCUCUUCCAGCUUUGUUGCGGUGUGUGUGUUAUUUUGUCUUUAUCUUAUCUGAAUACGGUCUGAUGGCUCUGGAAAGUGGAGGAAAGAUGUUGCCCAUGCUAUCAUUUCGCUGUUUGCCAUGUGGUGUCUCUUUCCAGGCAACCGCAGAGGCAUUCAGUGGCUUCUGGGCUCAGAUGGAGAGGUGUGGGUUUGGGUAAUGGGGGAUGCCCUGGGGGACAAGCCCUUUGAAGACAUUGUGGAAGAGCUGAUGGAGGAGAGAGCCAGGAAACAGGCCCAGCGAGAGGCGCAGGAACUCAGGCGUGUGAAGGAGGCAGAGAUUGAAAAGAAGUUUCGAGAUGCCAUGGCGAAGGAAAAGGCUCGCUUUGCGGCAGAAAAAUGGAAGGAGGAGACGGAUGACAGAAAGGCAGCCAAGCAGGAAGAAGAGGAAGAUCGCAUUAGAGAGGAACUGAAGAAAUGUGAGGAGGAAGAGAGACAGAGAGGCGAGGAAGAAAUCCGGCAAACCGAGGAAAAGAGAGCAAAGGAGCUGUACAUCUCUCUGAAGCAGGAGGAAAAGAGAAACGAAAGAGAUGACAAAGAAUGGCAGGAACAAUUGCGGCGCUCCAAGGCGGCAGAUGAGGAGAUGAAAUGCAAGGCACGAAGGGCUAGAGAUGAAUACAAGCGGCAGUCUCUGCGGGCCGCUGAGAAGGGUCUGGUGGCUGGACUCAGUGGUCUGUUCCAUAAGACACACCUGAAUGGAUCGGGUCACAACCGACGACACGGCACAGCCGCUGAACAUUCAUCUCCUCCAGCUGAGGCCAGCCAUUCGCAUGCAACCAGUGCUGGACAACUCACCUCAGGCCAUUACAGGCACAGACAACACCAUCGCUACAGCAGUCCAGUCACACAGUCGCUCACAGAAUGUCCUGUCUGGAUUCGUCCAACCAGACCGAACUCGCGUGAAUCCAUCAUCCGCUGGUUUAAGAAGGAGCAGAGGCCGAAACGAGCAGGUUAUGAACGAAGCAGCAACACCAUCGCACCCUGGUUUCACGGAAUAAUAUCCCGGCAGGAAUCAGAGGCUUUGCUGACGAAUGCGGUAGAAGGCUCUUUCUUGGUCAGAGUGAGUGAGCGAAUCUGGGGCUACACGCUGUCCUACCGCAACCCCUCAGGCUUUAAGCACUUCCUCAUUGACGCCUCGGGUGAUCAUUACAACUUCCUAGGUGUUGACCAGAACCGCCACGCCACCUUAGCUGACCUCAUCAACUUCCACAAGGAGGAAGUGAUCACCACGUCUGGAGGAGAACUACUCCAGGACCCCUGCAGGCCCAGAAGCUCCGCAGCAGACCACGGAGGACUGUUUCUGUGAUGUUUUCUCUUGAUGUGAAUCUCAGAAGGCAUCAAAGCUCAGCUUGUAGACUGUAUGACUUGAGUCCACAUCCUUUCAGUGCUGCUGCACAGCUUUCCUUUGUGGUCAGCCAAACUGCUUCUGUCAAAUGUAAAUAACACUUUUUACAUGUGUUACUUGCUUUAAAUGUGGGUCGCGAUAGACUCCACUGCAUGUGGGCAGAAGGAUAGAAUGUCAGACUCAAAAUAAAUUUCAAAUGUACCAACAAUUUUUA
This is a messenger RNA of Danio rerio (zebrafish), 1957 nucleotides long. The record is from RefSeq and is a predicted model, not a curated record. NCBI's taxonomy places the organism in Eukaryota, Metazoa, Chordata, Actinopteri, Cypriniformes, Danionidae.